This is a messenger RNA of Cyprinodon variegatus (sheepshead minnow), 1003 nucleotides long. RefSeq names its product melanopsin-A-like. NCBI's taxonomy places the organism in Eukaryota, Metazoa, Chordata, Actinopteri, Cyprinodontiformes, Cyprinodontidae. Bases 25 to 900 code for a protein of 291 amino acids. Gene Ontology annotation, cellular component: membrane. The record is from RefSeq and is a predicted model, not a curated record. Gene Ontology annotation, biological process: G protein-coupled receptor signaling pathway. The transcript has 6 exons. Gene Ontology annotation, molecular function: G protein-coupled receptor activity.
CGCAGCCUUCGGACUCCGGCCAACAUGUUCAUCAUCAACCUGGCCGUCACAGACCUGCUGAUGUGCAUCACCCAGUCGCCCAUCUUCUUCACCACCAGCAUGCACAAGAGGUGGAUCUUUGGAGAGAAAGGCUGUGAGCUCUACGCCUUCUGCGGCGCCCUGUUCGGGAUCUGCUCCAUGAUCACGCUGAUGGUGAUCGCCAUCGACCGUUACUUCGUCAUCACGCGACCUCUGACCUCCAUCGGCGUGUUGUCGAGGAAACGGGCCCUCCUCAUCCUCAUGGUGGCGUGGGCCUACUCCCUGGGCUGGAGCCUGCCACCGUUCUUCGGUUGGAGCGCCUACGUCCCUGAGGGCCUCCUGACUUCCUGUACGUGGGACUACAUGACCUUCACCCCAUCCGUGCGCGCCUACACCAUGCUGCUCUUCAUCUUCGUCUUCUUCCUGCCGCUCUUCAUCAUCAUCUACUGCUACAUCUUCAUCUUCAGAGCCAUUCGCUCCACUAACCAGGCGGUGGGGAAGAUCAGCGGCAGCACCCACAGCCACAGCAGCUCCCGGGACUCGGUGAAGACUUUCCACCGUCUGCAGAACGAGUGGAAGAUGGCGAAGAUCGCCCUGAUCGUCAUCCUGCUCUACGUCAUCUCCUGGUCGCCCUACUCCGCCGUCGCCCUCACCGCCUUCACUUCUUAUGACACCAUCUCUAUGGGAGGAGUCAGUGAACGCCACAGCAUCCCAAACAGCGGGGACGCCUCAGAGGGACACGUGACGAGAGCCCAAAUAGGGCGGAUCCCCAGCAUCGUCAUCACCUCCGAGACCAGCCCCUUCCUGCCCAUCGGGCGGAGCGGUUCGCGCACGAACCGAGCCAAAGCGUCCAACAACAACGCGGGGGCGGGGCCUGGAUAGAGCCCCGCCCUCCCAGCUCCACAGCAGUCAUGAAGCGGACCCACUCCCUGGCAGAACCACCCAUCAGAUAAAGCAGGGAGUAAAUCCAUCAUGGACGUUUGGA